GUUACGCUCAUCACACUACGUGGCUACCUUUUGUUUCUGCUGGACACCUGAAGAAAAACAAAAUAUAGACUUUUGUGUGUCUAAGCAAAAGACAGUUUAGUGCUUGGACCCCCUAGGGGAGAAAAACCAGAGGUGAAAGCCGCUUUUGAAGACCAUGAGGUCCAGAUUAUCGUUUCUUCUCUGCCUGUUGCUGGUGUCGUAUGCCUCGACUGCAGUCAUUACCGGGGCAUGUGAGAAGGACUCACAGUGUGGAGGUGGCAUGUGUUGUGCCGUCAGCCUGUGGAUCCGGAGCCUGCGAAUGUGCGUUCCAAUGGGUCAAGAGGGAGAGGAGUGUCAUCCAAUGAGCCACAAGGUCCCGUUCUUUGGCAAGAGACUCCAUCAUACAUGCCCAUGUUUGCCCAACCUGGCUUGCGUCACCACAGAUGAUGGAAAAUCCAAAUGUCUCCCUUCCCUUCCGUUUCAAGAUUACCUCUGA
This is a messenger RNA of Triplophysa rosa, 475 nucleotides long. RefSeq names its product prokineticin 2 (gene prok2). The record is from RefSeq and is a predicted model, not a curated record. Bases 155 to 475 code for a protein of 106 amino acids. Lineage: Eukaryota; Metazoa; Chordata; Actinopteri; Cypriniformes; Nemacheilidae. The transcript is spliced from 3 exons.